Molecule: messenger RNA, 7556 nt
Organism: Centruroides sculpturatus (bark scorpion)
Lineage: Eukaryota; Metazoa; Arthropoda; Arachnida; Scorpiones; Buthidae
Exons: 1
Coding region: 143-1069 (308 amino acids)
Source: RefSeq, a predicted model, not a curated record
UCGUACUCGUGUUGCUCCUCUGAAGUUUAUAUUGAUUUCUAGGCUUGAACUUUUAGCCUAUUUAUUAGGUGUCAGAAUGAUGAACUCUGUCAAAGGGGACUUUCCACUUGAAUGAAUCUCAACUCUUUAUUGGACUGAUUCCAUGAAUGUUUUAUAUUGGAUCAAAAAUCGGGAAUGUUGGGUUAUGUUUGUUAUGAAUACAGUAAAUGAAAUUAGAUUUUUAAGUUGUCCAGAUGACUGGAAUCAUGUGCCAGGGUAUAUAAACCUUGCAGACCUUUCAUCAUGGGGCUGUAAUGCAAGAAUUUUGGCUGAAUCGCACUGGUGGGAGACACUUCAAUUUCCAAGUUUACCAGUAGAAGAAUGGCCUCGGCAGAAAGAAAUGCCAGACAUGGAGAUAGUGAGCUCUGAAAGGAAAAAAUCUGUCAUUUCUUCACUGGAUGUAGAGAAAGCAGAAAGGUUUUAUGAGAAUUAUUCCACUUACUGGAAAAUAUUACGAAUAACGGCUUGGAUAUACCGGUUUGUCUCAAAUCUCAAGGGACAAUCUGCUAGAAUGUCUGGAGGGCUUACAGUAAAGGAAAUAAGGUACACUGAAUUAGUGUUAUUGAAACUGUUUCAAAAAGAAGAAUUUCCAAAGGGAAUAAAUAAUCGUUUGCAAAACUCGAUGGGGAUGACCAAGGGCACGAAAAUGAUUUCUGUAGGAGAUAUCGUCUUGGUUGGGCAUGACAACCAAAAACGACUUGAUUGGCCUCUGGAGAAAGUUGUCGUGAUCUAUCCAAGUAAAGAUGGAUUGGUAAGAGUAGCCAAAAUAAAAACACAUGUUGGAUUUCUCAUCCAUCCUGUUAGGAGAUUGUACCCCUUGGAGAUUUAUUCGGGGGAUGAAAAGCAUGCUAUGCAAGACGAAUUUUGUGGCAAGACUGCAGACUCUGCUGAAAAUGAUCGCGAGAGGACCUGUGAUCAGUCCCGAAUGACCUCUGCCGCUGCAGGAAGUGAUGUGGUGAAAAACUCAUCUGAGAAUUAUCGAGUCUCAAAAAGGGGCAGACCCCUAACUUCGAAUCAGUUAAAUCUAUAAACUGAUUCGAACUCAUUCAAUUUAUACUGUAUGUGUUUUGUCGGAGUAAAGUUCAAAACACCAUACACCAAGUUAAAAUUCAAAACGAUAUAUAUAUUAAAAUAAACGUAUGUACGGUUACAAAAGUUUACAAAACAAACAUUUACAAAACAUCAAUCGUAACAAAGUUCAACACGUAUCCACCAUCACAGGUCCGUCGAAAAGACAUCUUGCGACAAACUAACUCUAAAGUCAUUUACAGUCUAACGAGACGAAACAAUCUUCGGGGCCAGCUUAGGCAAACUAGGAUCAACGUGAGUUCUAUUCAAGCGUCCAAGGUGAACUGAACUUCCCACCACAACUCAAUCCUUUUAUAGGAUUGAAGCAGAAUUGGCUUCCACCAAUCAGCUCUUAGCAGCUCUACAAGAUGUCUGCCGAUGGCGUGAUGUCGCUCAAACAAUGAGUGGUCGAGUCUUCAAAAGUGGUCUGAUUGUUGUAUCGUAUGAUCAACCGUCGCUCGUCGAACGACUGGAAAAGUGCAGGAAAACCAUGCGCCAGACGAUUUUUAUUCCGACACCUCCACGGUCGAGGAUUAAACUGAGCUUACUUAAGCCUGUUUGAUUCCCUUCACAACACCAAACAACCUUACAAAAAUCGUCUGAUGUCGGACUGAUUCACAUAUUCGGAACAUCUGGGAAUUUUACCCGACUACGCACAGAGAUGCCUUUGUUACUGAUGCCUAAUAACCGCUUUCGUAAAGCUAGCGAAAUCCGGUAUGGGGUAAACCGUUUUGGGAUUCACCCUCCAGUAAGUGUCCAGAUGUUUUUCUUUUUUGGUCUAAUAUCGAAAAUCGAGUUGUAAUCCUUUAGCACGUCAUCCAGCUUGGUCUGUGCCGACGUCGGGGGAAGCGGAGGAACUCCUUUUACUCUCCCGUCCCAUCGUUUGCGAUCGUGAAGCUGUCACAGGGAUGGAGUUUGAUCCAGUUUCCUGAAUAUCCCGUCGGAACCAAGUACUAUUUCUACAGCGAAAGUUUGCUUCCGAUACUCCCUGAGACUAUUUGGUCCCAGUUAAUUCUCCUGUCUUUAACCCUUAUCUGGUAGCUUUCUUCACGUCCUCGCUUUUCUACAUCAGGCCAUUCCCACCGGACAUCCAAUUUGUCAUCCGGGAAAGACUUUUCCACGGGAACUGUAUCCCCAAUGUUAUAUUUCUUUGGCCGUGCUCUGAAGUUGUAAUGCACUGCAUACUCUUCUCGCUUUUUAGCCAUAUGCUUAGUUGCAAUAUCGUAAACCGCUUUGAUCUGAUCUAUCUUUACAUUUCCUACUUCUAACAUACAGGUUGUUUUAUACGUCAAUACUGCGGUGAAAUUGGUCCCCUGAUCAUAACAAGUCAGUUCAGGAAAACCCGUCCGUGUAAAGAAUUGCAAAAAUACCGAACAAGUGGCCAUCACCGAAAGUGCUCUCAUCCCUUCCACUUCUGACCAACGGGUGCAUAAUCUGAUUAUGCCAACUGCGUAUCGAUGACUGUUAGAUGACAAGGGAUCAAUCAGUACAAUCAUGCCUAGGUUAACCACUUGAAACGGGGUUGAGAAUCAAGUAAGUGGUGUAACUGGGAUCCUAUCUAGGACUAGAUCAGGCACUUUUACUAGGCACCUAUGACUAUUCUGGCAGUACUUUCGGAUAUCGGUCGCCAUUCUCGGCCAACAGAAGCUCUCGCGAACGUGACUUGCUAAUUCCCGACUGCCCAACUGUUCAUCGCACGGAGCUUUGUGUGCUAAAUCUAACAUUUCUGCUCUUCGUUCUUGGGGAACAACUACCUGCUUAAUGGGUCUGCCGAACCAACUAUCUUGCCGAAAUAGUAUUUUGUCCUCUACAGUUAACCCAUCUUUCUUAUGCUUAGCAGCCUCCCACAUUCGGGAAAGUGACUCGUCCCGGACUUGAGCGUCUCGUAAUUUUGUUCCUUACUCAUUUUCGGUGCUAUUUUCAUUGCAUCCCGCCUCUGAGAGAGGUUUCGGUUUCUUUCCCUGAUGAUUUCCGCUUCCAUCUACCCUCAAACUCCUCACAUGCCUUCCUCCCUUUUUCUUGAGUUUCUCCUUUCAGUCUAUCAACAUCCGGUAAUCCUCCUCCGAUAACAAGGCGUCCAUGGUCUGGUGUAACUCGUCUGUUAAGGCGCACAUCACCAGUUCUGACCUUUCCGACCUUGCGAAGUCUUCCUCCCACAACCCUAUCGGGACCGAUACUAACACCACAUUGAUCCGGUGACUGAAGGGACCAACCAAUUGGACUCUCCCCUUCGUUUUUAUUACCGAGGUAGGUACCAAUGACUUCCUUAUAACCGAAAUUUCAGCUCCACAGUCAACUAUGGCCGAAAGGAGCUUCCCAUCGCAUGCUAAUUUGACUCUAUUCGGCGCUUUUAUGACCUUUGGUUGGUCAUACGACGUUACCCUCGCUACCAAACGUCUAUCGUCCUGAGAUUUGUUACUAGUAGUCACGAGCCGCGCCUGUUUAGGCUCACUAUGUGCCUUUCGUUUCGGACAGUUUCUCCUCCAAUGGUCCGUUUCCUUGCAAACAUAACAACCAUUUUUGUGGGGUUGUUUAUCUAUAGACUGCGUCACGGGACUAGAUUUUCCUUUCUUCUCUCUCCACGCGUUUCUUUGUUCGCUGUUUUUCUCGCUUUUGGUUGGGGAUGUACUAUUUGACGCCUCGUCAAACUUUUCUAUAAAUCUGGCCAAUUCCGCAGGCUUGCUUCAUCCCUUCCCUUCCUGCAAUAUCACAUAUUUCCUUGCGUCGUGAGGAAGGAGCAUCUUUAUAUGGUCCGCUACUGUUAGCUCAACAAGACCUUCCAACGUCUCCACCUCUCUACUAUCUACAUAGUACUGAUAAAGGUCUUUCAGGCACGACGCGAAUUGCGGCCAUGUUUCUCCCGAGUAGCGUUCUGCUCGCCUAAAUUUCUUUAGAUAUUCCGCAGGUGAGAGUCUCAACUCUUCGAGAAUAAACUCUUUUAAGGAAGGGUAAUGUUUGACCUUAUCCACUGACAACCUUGUCAGUGCCACUUUACAUCUAUUGGAUAGCACGCUCAAAACUAUUUGUUCCUGUAAAUCUACCUGGGCCUCGUAGGUCUCUAAAACUACUUCGACCAUACGAAACCAGGAUGGUACUGCCUCCUCCUCUUCCGGCAUUUUAGGCAGUGCCGCCUUUGCCCUACGAGCGUAAUCGUCAAAAUUUGCUUUGCCGAUAUUAUCCUCUGCGUCUCGGGUCCCCUUUUGUAAUCUAUUUCACUCUAACUCAAUUUCCGCCUUUCUGACCUCAGCUUCUGCUUUCCUCUCCUUAGAUUCCGCUGUUUCCUGUUUGAGCUUCUGGAGUUCAAGCUGCAUUCUCAUCAUUUCCAGAUUCCCUUGCGAAUCAUUUCCUGUUCCGCCUGCCUUCUGUCCCUUGGUCAGCCCAUCAUUUUCUCAAUCCCGUGUUUCUAAACCUAGCGGUUUUGCGCAUCUAGGCAUCUCUGUGCUAGCAAGUAAAAUAAAGUUUUACCUGGGUCAAUGAUUGCCGGUGUUCUUCUGUCCUUAUGUCCGUCGCAGAUCAGCCUUUUUGAUUCAUAGUAAUCCAAAGGUAAUCUAAAAAGUAGUCCAAAGUAAUACUGUAGUUAUCCUGUCGAGACUGCGCCAGUAAAGUUUAAAACACCAUACACCAAGUUAAAAUUCAAAACGAUAUAUAUAUUAAAAUAAACGUAUGUACAGUUACAAAAGUUCACAAAACAAACAUUUACAAAACAUCAAUCGUAACAAAGUUCAACACGUAUCCAUCAUCACAGGUCCGUCGAAAAGAAACUUUGUGAUGAACUAACUCUAAAGUCAUUUACAGUCUAACGAGACAAAACAAUCUUCGGGGCCAGCUUAGGCGAACUAGGACCAACGUGAGUUUCCUUCAAGCAUUUAAGGUGAACUGAACUUCCUGCCACAACUCAAUCCCUAUUAUAGGAUUGAAGCAGAAUUGGCUUUCACCAAUCAGAACUUAGCAGCUCUACAAGACGUCUGCCGAUGGCGUGAUGUCGCUCAACCAAUGAGCGGUCGAGUCUUCAAAAGUGGUCUGAUUGUCGUAUCGUAUGAUCAAUUGUUGCUCGUCGAACGACUGGAAAAGCGCGGGAAAACCAUGCGCCAGACGAUUUUUAUCCUGACAGUCGGGUUUAAAUUUAGAUUUAAAUUUGAUUUGAUUUUGACUGACAAAAUCAAAGGUGGGAGGAUGACUUAUCCAUCCUGCUAGAUGGCGGGCGGUUUUAAUGGUUUAUUUAUUGUUAAUAUUAAAUGUUUAAUAAUAUGAUUGAAAAAUCAUUUUAAUAUUUAAUGUUUAAUAAUAUGAUUGAAAAAUCUUUUUACAAAAUCGAAGAUUGCAUGUCAGGAUGGGCAACACUUUAUCUAGGCCUUUCACACAAGAAGAAGGUGUUUUUUUAGGUUGGAUUUUGAGUGUGACUAUGUUCCUAAUUAAAAUAAACAGCAUAACUAGUUGUUUCUUUUCUAGUGUGAAACACUUCUUGUAUUUGGAUGAAUUUCAGAUCUCCAUUCAGUCAAACAACAUGAGUUUUAUCGAGAGACAACUGCAAACUGUUAGGGUUAAGGUCUUUUAUCAUUAACUUUUAACGAUAAGCCAAUGAUAAUUCGUUUGCACAGCGCCGGAUAGGAUGACAAAUUAUACAUACCAGCAAUGUCUUCAAAAUACUUUAUUGAAGUUAUUGUUAAGGACAUAAAUCACAAAGCAGAUGACUGCACAGAGAAAAGAACAAGAAGUAAAAAAACGAAACCGAAACUAACAAAAUGGGGAUAUUAAUAUUAAGUCACGGAACGAGAUCUCGCACUCUUCUCGCGAGCACUAUCGUUGAGGGAUUGUUAAUAAACACGGACGUCUAACACAAACUUUCCUUAACAUAGAGACCUCGUGCAUCCACUUUUGCUAAAGGCGUGGUAUGCACCUUGAUCCAGAAAUUUAUUUAAAUGGGGAUAAAAUCCCAAUGGUCAAGGAAGCUAAGUUUUUAGGUGUCAUAUUUGACAAAAACUGACUUUUUACAACAUUUGCGCAACUUGAAGAGUGGAGGUUUAAAAUCUUUGAACCUUUUAAACGUACUGUGAUGCUCAUCCUGGGGAGCAGACAAAGUUUUUGUGCUCAGGAUUUAUAGGGCCCUUGUUGCUUAAAGCUGGAUUACGGAUGCAUUGUGUAUGGCUCUGCACGAGAAUGUACUCUUCGGAUUCUGGAUCUAAUUCAUCGUGAAGCUUUGCGUUUGUGCACUGGUGCAUUUUGAACUUUCUCUGUUUAAAGUCUGUAUGGGGAUGCUUAUGAGCCUGUAUUUCUCAGGAGAGAACAGUUGUGUCUUUUUUAGUUCAUUAAAUAAAAAUCUCAGAAAAAACUUUCAGCUGAUUGUCCAGAUACUCAGAUGAAAAGAUUAUUUGCUGCUCGGACCAGUAGUGUCUCUACAUUCAACAUCAGAAUGGAGAAUGUAAGCAGCAUGAUUGACCUUAACACAAGCAACAUCUUAUAUGUUGAGGUUAAUAGUAUUUCACCUUGGUCAACCCCAGCAAUAGAUGUUGAUUUAUGCUUAAAGCAGUUCUUAAAAGAUACCAUGCCAGAUUAUGUCUAUACACAGCACUUCGCAGAAGUUCAACAUUGUGACAGGAACAUAAUUUGAAUAUACACUGAUGGAUCUAAAUUUGAUAACUAUGUUGGCUCAGUUUUUGUUUGCCAAAAUGAAAUUGUGGCAGAACAAAUAUCACUGAAUUCUUCCAUUUUUUCUGCAGAGUUGCAGGCUAUUUAUUUAGCUUUAAAAUAUAAAUAGGAAAGGUCAUUGUUGAUUUUUCCUAUUUAUAUAUUUUAGGGCGUGAUUUACACUGACUCAGUCAGUGCAUUUCAGGCUCUGAUCUCGUAUGAACCUAGUUCUCACUUCAUAGUUGUUAAAAUCUGAAAAAUAAUUUGUUAUCUUAGUACGAGAAAUUUUUAUGUAAAGUUCUGUUGGGUCCCAUGCCACGUGGGUAUAAGAGGUAAUCAAGAAGCUGACACAGCUGCUAAGUCAGCAAGUCCUUCACAGCAUAUAAUGCGUAUUGAAGGAGGUGAUUUGAAGCUAGUUGUUAACCCGUCGGCACGCGCGUGCUCCGUCAAACAGAAAUUACGUGCGCUCGGUCAAUUAGGCACCAAAUUAAAAAAUUAAUUAAUAAAAAUUUUGCGUCGUAAAACGAGUAUUUUUACUUUAAUCCAGUUUUAUGAUAUGUUUGUAGUCGAAUUUAGUCAAAAAACUUUAAUUUUGUUAUAAUUUUGUUGAUGGUUUUAAUUUUUUAAUAUUAGAAGGUAAUUAGCAUAAAUUACAAAGUGUCGUGUUUCAUCUUCGCUCCCGUUCAAGUUUAUAGUCCUAGAUACGCGCCGAUGUUUGUUUUUACUUUUACUGGUGUUUCCGCUUUUAUUUCACCCUCGUCCGUUUUGGUUACAGACGAUGGGGAGACGGGCGUCACGUGAUCGCUUACCUCACUUUUUACAAC